Molecule: messenger RNA, 864 nt
Organism: Eriocheir sinensis (Chinese mitten crab)
Lineage: Eukaryota; Metazoa; Arthropoda; Malacostraca; Decapoda; Varunidae
Gene: Trmt112
Product: multifunctional methyltransferase subunit TRM112-like protein
Exons: 5
Coding region: 138-512 (124 amino acids)
Biological process (GO): tRNA methylation; rRNA (guanine-N7)-methylation; peptidyl-glutamine methylation
Molecular function (GO): protein heterodimerization activity
Source: RefSeq, a predicted model, not a curated record
ACGACCCUGACAAACACGUGGGCCCGAGAUUAUAUCCAGGUUGUCUUACCGCCUAGGAGGGUGCAAGGGACCACUACAUUAUUUAGACUCAAUUUCUUUUUUAUCCCGGCACCAUUCUCCUCACGGCAACGCGCAGAAUGAAGCUCAUCACCCACAACAUGCUGACCAGUAAGGUGCUCAAGAACGUGAAGGAGGGCUACCCACUCAAGAUACAGGCCGAGGAAAUGAGGACGGUGGACAUUGACUACGACCGCGAGUUUAUCACAAGGAUGAUGCCCAAGCUGGACUGGAAGGCGCUGGUGUUUGCGGCGCAGUGUGUUGGCCACAAAGAGGACCUUCCAGACACUCUCCCGGAUGGCUAUGACAAUGACAAUGACCUGCUGAAGCGUCUCCACCACGUGCUGCUAGAGGUUGAGGUUGUCAGUGGGUGCCUGGAAUGCCCAGAGACGCAGCGGAAGUUCCCCAUCACGAACGGCAUACCCAACAUGCUGCUAAAUGAGGACGAGGUGUAGCCAGACCUUCUCAGCCCCUUCCCUGGGCACUACUAAUGGGGUUUAAUUCUGUAUAUCUUAGUUCUAGGGAUUCUAAAUGUUCUCCUCUUCCUUCCCUGGACACUCAACCCCCCUGAGAGCCUACUAAUGGGGCUUAAUUCUGUAUAUCUUAGUUCUAGGGAUUCUAAAUGUUCUCCUCUUGCCUCCCUGGACACCUGAUACCUCUGAGACCCUCCUAAUGGGGCUUAAUUCUGUAUAUCUUAGUUCUUGUAAUUCCAAAUGUUCUCCUCUUCCCUCCCUGGACACCUGAUACCCCUGAGACCCUCCUAAUGGGGCUUAAUUCUGUAUAUCUUAGUUCUUGUAAUUCCAAAUG